This is a messenger RNA of Colletotrichum destructivum, 2230 nucleotides long. Its product is annotated as Putative AMP-dependent synthetase/ligase domain, AMP-binding, AMP-binding enzyme domain, ANL. Lineage: Eukaryota; Fungi; Ascomycota; Sordariomycetes; Glomerellales; Glomerellaceae. Gene Ontology annotation, biological process: secondary metabolic process. Gene Ontology annotation, molecular function: CoA-ligase activity. The transcript is spliced from 3 exons. The record is from RefSeq and is a predicted model, not a curated record. The coding region runs from base 376 to 2073 and encodes 565 amino acids.
CGUCCCGCCUGUCUCCUUCCUCAGUGUCGUCGACUUGAAUCCCACGGAUUCUAUUCUCUCUCCCUCCUACAUUCAACAAGUAGAUUUCUUAGUUGCUUGAGCAUCCUCCAUUGCUCUGAGUAAGAGACCUGCUGCUUGGACAGAGACUGGGAUCUCGAAAAGAAGCUUCAAACCUUAUUGAAGCAGGACGUUCCUAUCGGCUGACAUCCUGACACGCUACGAUCCGCCAGCUCGACGGAAAGCUCCUACGUCUAUUGCGUCUACUACGUACGAACCACACUAGGCCUCGACGCGUGUGAGAAAGAACAUCUCCCACUGCAGCCUCUAUAUUAACAGCUUUUCUAAUCCAACGAAGGCACACGGCAAACAGCAAAGAUGCCAAUAAGGUCACGGUGGACGGAGCUCAUUCCGAACUGCUCCUUGCAGACAUGGAUUUUCGGCUCCUCUUUUGACCCUCUCUCUGACCGCAAGGCUUUCUAUGAUGCCGACCGUCCAGACACACACUACCUAACCUUCUCCGACUACCGCACUGUGGCCAAGCAGAUCGCCAUCGGUCUCAAGGCCGCGGGCCUCAAACCCGGUGACCGCGUGCUGCUCUUCUCGGGCAACAACCUCUUCUUCCCUGUCCUCUUCCUUGGCGUCCUGAUGGCCGGUGGUAUCUUCACCGGCGCCAACCCUGGAUUUGUCACCCGCGAGCUCGCAUAUCAGCUCAAUGACAGCGGCGCGACCUUUAUGGUCGCCGCCGAGGGCAGUCUCGACACCGCCCUAGAAGCCGCGAAGCAGGUCUCCAUGCCCACGAGCAACGUCUUCGUCUUCGACACCACAAUUCCCGGCUCUGGCAAGGCCGAGAAGCCCGCGCGGGAUGGUGCCCGCCACUGGACCGAGCUGAUCGCCCCUCGAUCGCAGGCUGAGAAAUUCGAAUGGGUUGAGCCUUCUGACGCCCGCACUACGACGUGCUGUCUCAAUUAUAGCUCCGGCACGACUGGCGUACCCAAAGGCGUCGAGAUUUCACACUACAGCUAUGUCGCCAAUGGCACUGGCGUUGUCAAGGUAUCGGCUCUGGAACAGGACCAUGAGGCAUCUAUCGCCCGCUCCGUUGGCCUUUGUUUCUUGCCCCUCUACCACACCUACGCCCAGACGUACUUCGUCGCCAACUUCGCCAAGCAGGGCAUCCCCGUCUACAUCAUGGCGGGUUUCGAUUUCGUCAAGAUGCUCACCUACAUCCAGCGCUACCGCGUCACCCAGCUCGUUAGCGUGCCCCCCAUCCUUGUCGCCCUGACCAAACACCCCAUCACCGCAAAGUUCGACCUCAGCAGUCUCGAGAGCGUCGGCUCUGGCGCCGCACCCCUCCCAGCCGAUGUUGCUCGCCAAACGGAGCGCAUUCUCAAGAAGGACGAUCUCAUCGUUCGCCAGGGCUGGGGCAUGACCGAAGUCACCUGCACCGCCAUGACCUGGGACCCGACGCGCCUGGAGCGCAGCUCCUCCGUUGGCGAACUCAUGCCCAACUACCAGGCGAAGCUCGUUGGCGAGGACGGUAAGGAGAUCACCGAGGCCAAGGUGCCCGGCGAACUCUGGGUCACGGGCCCGACUGUCAUGCGCGGCUACUGGCGCAACCCUAAGGCGACCAAGGAGACGAUCGUUACAGACGCCGAGGGCAACCGCUGGCUGCGUACGGGAGACGUCGCAUACGUCCAAGAGUACAAGACAGGCGGUCUCUUCUUUAUCGUCGACCGCAUGAAGGAGCUCAUCAAAGUCAAGGGAAACCAGGUCGCUCCCGCCGAGCUCGAGGCCCUUCUUCUCGAGCGGCAGGAUGUCGCUGACGCUGCCGUCGUCGGCGUCACCCUCGACGGAGAGGAGUUUCCGCGGGCCUACAUUGUCCGGUCGCCUGGGACCAGCGCCACAGGCGAGGAGAUAGCCAAGUGGUUGGAGAAACGGGUUUCCAAACACAAGCGCCUCAAAGGCGGGGUUGCGUUUACAGAUGUUAUCCCCAAAAACCCUUCGGGCAAGAUCUUGCGAAAGAUCCUUAGAGACAAGGCCAAGCAGGAAGUUGGCAAUUCUGUUUCAAAGCUAUAGCUAUAGGAAGAAGAGAGUUUCGACAAGGCAACAAGCUGAUUGUAGUUACUAGAUCUAGCGGCGCCUCCACAGACAGAGAGAGCUCGCUACAUAUAUGGCUUCAAAGUGAAAUAUCAGCUGUAGAAAGAAGAAUAUAGUGGUGGACUCUCUAGGGACC